AUGUACCAGGAUUAUCCCGGGAACUUUGACACCUCGUCCCGGGGCAGCAGCGGCUCUCCUGCGCACGCCGAGUCCUACUCCAGCGGCGGCGGCAGCCAGCAGAAAUUCCGGGUAGAUAUGCCUGGCUCCGGCAGCGCCUUCAUCCCCACCAUCAACGCCAUCACGACCAGCCAGGACCUGCAGUGGAUGGUGCAGCCCACGGUGAUCACCUCCAUGUCCAACCCGUACCCCCGCUCGCACCCCUACAGCCCGCUGCCGGGCCUGGCCUCUGUCCCCGGGCACAUGGCCCUCCCGAGGCCCGGCGUCAUCAAGACCAUCGGCACCACCGUGGGCCGCAGGAGGAGAGACGAGCAGCUGUCCCCUGAAGAGGAGGAGAAGCGUCGAAUCCGGAGGGAAAGGAACAAGCUGGCCGCUGCCAAGUGCCGGAACCGCCGUCGGGAGCUGACGGAGAAGCUGCAGGCGGAGACGGAGGAGCUGGAGGAGGAGAAGUCGGGCCUGCAGAAGGAGAUCGCCGAGCUGCAGAAGGAGAAGGAGAAGCUGGAGUUCAUGCUGGUGGCCCACGGGCCCGUGUGCAAGAUCAGCCCCGAGGAGCGCCGGUCGCCCCCGGCCUCCGGGCUGCAGCCGCUGCGCGGGGGCGGCGGGGGCGCCGUGGUGGUGAAGCAGGAGCCCCUGGAAGAGGACAGCCCCUCGUCCUCCGCGGCAGCGGGGCUGGACAAGGGCCAGCGCUCCGUCAUCAAGCCCAUCAGCAUCGCCGGGGGCUUCUACGGGGAGGAGCCCCUGCACACCCCCAUCGUGGUGACCUCCACGCCCGCCAUCACUCCGGGCACCUCGAACCUCGUCUUCACCUACCCCAGCGUGCUGGAGCAGGAGUCGCCCGCCUCGCCCUCCGAGUCCUGCUCCAAGGCACACCGCAGGAGCAGCAGCAGUGGGGACCAGUCCUCGGACUCCUUGAACUCCCCCACCCUGCUGGCCCUGUAA
This is a messenger RNA of Pipistrellus nathusii (Nathusius's pipistrelle), 978 nucleotides long. NCBI's taxonomy places the organism in Eukaryota, Metazoa, Chordata, Mammalia, Chiroptera, Vespertilionidae. The record is from the annotation of a GenBank genome assembly.